Messenger RNA from Schistosoma turkestanicum, 857 nucleotides. The record is from the annotation of a GenBank genome assembly. Lineage: Eukaryota; Metazoa; Platyhelminthes; Trematoda; Strigeidida; Schistosomatidae.
ACUGAAUGUUGAAGCUUAAGUAGCGCCUGAUUCGAAAGAUUUGAUAGCUCAUAACCAUACGAAAUGAGCGCCUCGACUCCCAGCGGUUUUGAUAGGUUUAUGACCAUUUUUUCACCAGAGGGGCGACUUUAUCAAGUAGAAUACACUUUCAAAGCUAUAAGCCUUGAUGGUCAUUUAUCCGUGGGUGUGCGAGGCCACGACUGUGCAGUUAUUGCUGCCCAACUGAAGCUUCCAGAUAAAUUGAUCGACCGGAAGUCUAUAACACGCAUAUUUCGUCUUACGGAUUCUACUGGAUGCAUCAUGACGGGUAUGGCACCAGAUUGUCGCGCCCAAGUACAGCGAGCUAGAUAUGAAGCUGCAACUUUCAAACACAAGUUUGGUUAUGAAAUCCCGUGUGACGUUCUGUUACAUCGCAUAGGUGAAAUCAACCAAGUAUACACACAAUCUGCUGAAAUGAGACCACUUGGUUGUGCCAUGUUGGCUAUUUCUUUUGAUGAAGAACUGGGGAAACCCCAAAUGUACAAGUCUGAUCCGAGUGGGUUUGUAGCAGGACAUCGAGCAGUCGCUGUUGGUGAUAAGCAAACAGAAGCCAUGCGUCACUUGGAAAAUGAGUUCCGAAAGCAAGAAAACUACACUUUGGAAGAGGCCAUCGAACUGGCUAUAAGCUGUCUUUCACAUACUCAUUCAAUGGAUUUUAAGGCUACAGAAUUGGAAAUUGCGGUCGUAUCAAAGGCAGAUCCUGUCUUCAGAAAAUUAACGGUCGAGGAAAUCGAUGCUCAUCUCGUAAGGAUGUCUGAGAAGGACUAACUGUAUGAAAAGUGUAUAUUUUGUUUAAAAUGAAAUAUAUUUUCCUUUUG